This is a messenger RNA of Brassica napus (rape), 825 nucleotides long. RefSeq lists its product as uncharacterized. Lineage: Eukaryota; Viridiplantae; Streptophyta; Magnoliopsida; Brassicales; Brassicaceae. The transcript has 3 exons. Bases 1 to 825 code for a protein of 274 amino acids. The record is from RefSeq and is a predicted model, not a curated record.
AUGACUGCUCCUGCCCCGUCGCGUUUCAGGCCUCUUCCCGACCCACCACCAUGUAAGCUUUUUUGGUUUGAAUCUCUCUCUCCCACCAUUCCGCCGGACCCACCUGACCCUCCCGACGCUUCCUCUGUUCUCGCUCUGUUUCAAUUCCUCAACGCCGCCGCCAGCCUUUCAUCCCAUGCGUUUCCCAAAAUCCAAGAUCUGGAGUCUCAUUCGCCAAUUUUGACGAGUAAGAUGAGAGGCGGAGACACUCAUCACUUGUCUGUUGGUGUCUCAUCUUUUGUCUCUGGGCGUCGAUGUACUGCUGGAUGCAGUUUGUUAUACCACCGGCGCACAGUGUGGUCUCCUUUUCGAUCAUGUCCUGAUGUUCUCUUCCAGGUUUGCCUCUGCGCUUCACUCUCGGUUCAUUAUUCUGUUGAAUGGUAUGAAACACGGGUUGUAUGGGAGGCACUAGAUAUGUGGAUCCUGGUCUUAAUUUGUGAUGUUCCGAUGGAGUCUUUCUCCUUGGAUUCUACUCUUGUGCUCAUUGAAGAAACACUAUCUAUGAUAUUCCUUCUGUUGAAGCCGGUUGAGACGAGUACUUUUCUCUUGGGUGUUUCCUGUCUGGAGCAGUCUAUUUUCCUAAUAUUUCCUCAUGUAUGGAGCGAAUUGGAUGAACAAGCAUUGCUGGUAUUGCAAGGAUUUUCCUCCCAGCUAGUGCAUUUUUCUGCCUUUGAGGCAGUGAUUGUGACCCUUUGGGUUACACUGGACGCAAUUUGUCAGAAAGCCUAUGAAAUUGUUGUUAUGCAGUUUUUAUGGCAUUCUUUUUAUAAUGGAAGUAUGGUUUGA